AUGCGUGGACUUUCUGGUUAUCACAUCAUGAUAGUUUCGAAGUACCUCGAGACUGUCAGAGAUUUUAUUAACUUGGAGUUGGUAUGCAAGAAGUUUGGUGGCAAUAUGGAAAAGUUCCACUUCAACCCGAUUCCAUUAAAUUUCAAAACACUUGGAUACUUGCCAAACAUCGAGACACUUCACUUGUGGGAUGUAACGGAUGAGAAUUUUGGGAAUGGAUUUAUGAUAAACAAAAGAAAAAAUAGAGAAGGUAAAAAUAAAGGUGUUUUAAAAAGAGAAUUCUUUCGAAUCAUCGUGUGGUUCAAUGUUGACUUUGAAACUGUUGACAGAAACAAAAAUCGAAACAUCAAGUUUAAAAAUGUUACUUACACUCAAAAAAAUAGAGAGAAAUUUGGUAAUAACAUACCAUCGAGUGUGACAUCGAUUGGUGAAGGUUGUUUCAGUCGAUGUAGUAGUUUAAGCAGUGUUACAAUACCAUCAAGUGUGACAUCAAUUAGUAAUGGUUGUUUCAGUGAAUGCACCAAUUUAAGUAGUGUUACAAUAUCAUCAAGUAUUAUAUCAAUUGGUGAUAGUUGUUUCAGUUAUUGCAGUAGUUUGAGUAGUGUUACAAUACCAUUUGGUGUUAAAUCAAUUAAUGAUCAUAGUUUCAGUGAGUGCAGAAGUUUGAGUAGUGUUACAAUACCAUCAAGUGUGACAUCUAUUGGUAAUUAUUGUUUCUAUGAGUGUAGUCGUUUGACAAGUGUUACAAUACCAUCAAGUGUGACAUCUAUUGGUGCUGGUUGUUUCUAUGGGUGCAGGAGUUUAAGUAGUGUUACAAUACCAUCAAGUAUUAUAUCAAUUAGUGAUGGUUGUUUCAGUUAUUGCAGUAGUUUGAGUAGUGUUACAAUACCAUUUGGUGUUAAAUCAAUUGGUGAUAAUAAUUUCAGUGAGUGCAAAAGUUUGAGUAGUGUUACAAUACCAUCAAGUGUUAUAUCAAUUGGUGACGAUUGUUUCAGUUAUUGCUAUAGUUUGAGUAGUGUUACAAUAUCAUCAAGUGUGACAUCAAUUGGUGAUAGUUGUUUCAGUUAUUGCUAUAGUUUGAGUAGUGUUACAAUACCAUUUGGUGUUAAAUCAAUUAAUGAUUAUAGUUUCAAUAUAUGCAGUAGUUUGACAAGUGUUACAAUCCCAACAAGUGUGACAUCUAUUGGUGACGAUUGUUUCUAUGAGUGCAGCAGUUUGAUCAGUGUUAACAUACCAUCGAGUGUGACAUCAAUUGGUGAUUUUUGUUUCAGUGGAUGCAGUAGUUUAACAAGUGUCACGAUACCAUCAAGUGUGACAUCAAUUAGUGAUGGUUGUUUCAGUGGAUGCAGUAGUUUGAGCAGUGUUACAAUACCAUUAAGUGUGACAUCAAUUGGUAGUGGUUGUUUCUAUGGAUGUAGUAGUUUAAGAAGUGUUACAAUACCAUCAAGUGUCAAAUAUAUUGGUAAAGAUUCUUUCCCAUCAAACACAUUAGUUCAUCGAAGCCAAUGA
This is a messenger RNA of Entamoeba invadens IP1, 1509 nucleotides long. RefSeq lists its product as hypothetical. The record is from RefSeq and is a predicted model, not a curated record. Bases 1 to 1509 code for a protein of 502 amino acids. Lineage: Eukaryota; Evosea; Mastigamoebida; Endamoebidae. The transcript has a single exon.